ACCCUUUCUGAUGUAGUGUUGUAGAUUUGUUUACGAAAUCGUUUUUUCAUUUAAUUUUACCUAAGGAUUUUGAGGUGCGCGGCUGCUCAAUUGGCUUAUAACAUUCGAGUGCGGCCGGUGCAGUAGGUGGGGCCUAAAAGUGAUAGGCAGUGCGAGAUCGCUGGUGCUGUCUGUCUUCCGUUUUCAUGAAUGAUGUUAUUGCAGCAUUCGGAGAGCAAUAUGGGAACCGGAUUUGCAAUAUUCAAGUGGGCGAAUUUGUAAUUGAGAAAGAUCCACAAUUCUGAGGCUUUUGACGCGCGCGGAGAAGAAUGCCUUCCCAGAGAGUAUCUGCGCUUCCCAGACAGCAGUCCCUGUUUCUCCCGGCUGUCAUUAAUCCUUUUGUACAGGAGGUGAAAUUGACCAAGCCUGAUAUUAUCAAAUGUGUACUCUUGGGAAUCUUCCUGGUGCCUAUCCGUGCCAUUUUUCUGACUCUGGUUGUUUUGGUUACAUGGUGUGUAGCUGUUAUAACAACAUUCAUGCACCCUCUCAAAGGAGCAGUGGAGCCCAUGACUGGAUGGAGACGGUUCCUGUGUAGGACUGUGAUGGCAUUUCUGGGUAGGACCUACUACUUCUUCAUGGGCUUCAGGGUGGUGGUGAAGGGCCAGCAGGCAAGUAGUGCAGAGGCCCCCAUUCUGGUUGUGGCCCCACACUCCACCUUCUUUGAUGGAAUAGUCUGCAUUGUAGCAGGCCUCCCCUCCACUGUGUCUCGCACUGAGAACCUCGACACUCCUAUAUUUGGCAGGUUUUUACGGUGCCUCCAGCCGGUGUUGGUCUCCAGACAGGACCCAGACUCCCGUAAGAACACAAUAAUGGAAAUCGAAAGCAGAGCCAAGUCAGGAGGCCGCUGGCCACAGCUUCUAGUGUUCCCUGAAGGAACUUGUACUAAUCGGUCCUGCCUCAUCACUUUCAAACAAGGUGCCUUUGUCCCUGGGGUCCCAGUGCAGCCUGUGGUCAUGAGAUAUCCCAACAGACUGGACACUGUGACCUGGACAUGGCAGGGCUUUGGCUCGAGAACUCUGUUGCUGCUCACUCUGUGUCAGCUCUACACCACUGUGGAGAUUGAGUUCCUUCCUCCAAUUGUCCCCACUGAGGAGGAGAGGAAAAGACCCAUGCUCUUUGCCAGGGCAGUGCGAGAUGUUAUGGCUCAGUCCCUGGGUGUGCCUGUGACAGACCACACAUAUGAGGACUGUCGGUUGAUGAUCUCAGCUGGAGAGCUCACUCUACCCAUGGAGGCUGGCCUCGUGGAGUUCACUAAGAUCAGCCACAAACUGAACCUGAAGUGGGACAACGUGAAGAAGGAGCUGGACGGCUUUGCAGCCAUGGCCUGCUCCUGUAAAGGAGGCCACAUCAACAUCCAGGAAUUUGCCAGCUUCCUCAAGCUGCCAGUCAACCCCGCCCUGCAGGAGCUUUUUACUCUCUUUGACAGGAAUGGGGAUGGCACCAUUGACUUCAGAGAGUAUGUAAUCGGUGUGACCAUAUUGUGUCGACCAGCCAACACAGAGGAGGUCCUCCGUACCGCUUUCCAGUUGUUUGACAUAGAUAAUGACCAGCGAAUCACCCUUGAAGAGUUCUCUUCCUUGCUUCGCUCUGCUCUGGGCGUGUGUGACCUCAAUGUUUCCAAAUUGUUCAAGGAGAUUGACACAGACAGCUCUGAUUACAUAACCUUCUUGGAAUUCCAGGCCUUUGCCCUGAACCACCCAGAGUAUGCAAAGUUGUUCACUACAUACCUGGAGCUUCAGCGGUACCAGGCCUUCCAGGGGGUGGAGUCAGAACUCUCCUCCACUAAUCACAUUAAUUCAAAAGACAACCAGGAAGAAAGCACCUCUGACAAGAAGGACGACUGAGUUUGCCCAAAUUAAUGAUUUAAGCGUUUCUGCAAUGUAGUCAGUCUUGAACACACACAGUACAACACUCUUUGAGCUUUCAGUUGAAUACAUUGUCAGACCACUGAGGGCCAAACAACACAGCGUAUUUCUACUACGCUGAUGUUUAGAGACCUGAAACAGGAUUUUGCCUUAUUGAUUGGGUUGAAUCAUGAUCCACUUCACUGUAAUUAUUGUAGAAAGUUGCUCUUAGUUAUGUUCUAUAUUUAAAUUUUUUAACAGAUUAAUCAGAUUACAAAUUUCUUUUUAUUCCUGUUUGCAUUUAUUAAAAAAAAAUCCCGUGACAUUGUCACAAUUUUACCUCUUUGGAUGAUAACCUAGUCAGCCCAUAUGUAAAUGUACCAGAGAUCCACUACUAAGUGGUAUGUUGUACUUUUCAAUGUGUCUGCCUGUUCACCUAUGUUUCUGCAGUGUCCUUCAAGAUGACUAAAAAGAUUGCCAAACCUUUUUUUCUAUAAGUAGAAAGUUGAAAGACUACGGUAUCCCUGGAUUGCAAGAAACAUGUAUACUCACUUUUUUUAAUGACAUCCGCCUAAUCGGGCAGCUGUAAUACUUGCUAUGUCUGGAAAGUAUAACAGCACAUGCUGUGCUCUACAAUUUCUCCACCGCUUGGGGACACAGACACUGUAAGUAGUGUUGCUGUGUAAUUAGCUAAAGGUUUUGCUUUGCAUCUGUUUCUAUUUGCAUUUCCAUUGAAGAGUGAUGUUGCUGAGGCAGCAGUGGAUGCUUACGGCUUUAGCCGAACUAAAGCCCAAGCAUCUAUUGAAAAAUAGGGCAAUUUGUGAGCAAAAAGGCAAUGGUGCCUAGUGUUACUCACAACAGUGUAUUCCAGGGGGUAUGUAUGGUUUCAAAUUAAAUACCGAGCACCGUUAUUUAUUUAGCUCAGUGCGUUGUUGCAAUUAUGUGAAUUUUUGUUAACACAGCAAAGUUUGUUUCCCCCUCCCCCAAUAAAAUUCAGUCAACUUGUAA
Molecule: messenger RNA, 2891 nt
Organism: Esox lucius (northern pike)
Lineage: Eukaryota; Metazoa; Chordata; Actinopteri; Esociformes; Esocidae
Gene: lpcat2
Product: lysophosphatidylcholine acyltransferase 2
Exons: 13
Coding region: 309-1883 (524 amino acids)
Cellular component (GO): endoplasmic reticulum
Molecular function (GO): 1-acylglycerophosphocholine O-acyltransferase activity; calcium ion binding
Source: RefSeq, a predicted model, not a curated record